Molecule: messenger RNA, 1326 nt
Organism: Adineta ricciae
Lineage: Eukaryota; Metazoa; Rotifera; Eurotatoria; Adinetida; Adinetidae
Source: the annotation of a GenBank genome assembly
AUGUAUGCAGCAAAUGAUGAUGAAGAUUGGGUUUAUCUACAUCAAACUCCGCCCGUUCAUACGAUCUCUCGAGGACGAGUAAAUCUCACGGAGCGUAGACGUGCAAAUUCGUCAUCGAGUAGUAGUAUUACGAGUUGUUCAUCUCAAUCGAAUCGAAGUGUUUCAUUAUCGUCAAUCUGUUCAACCGAACUUGAACAAGCACAAAAUGACGAUCAUACAAUCAAUAAUAAUGUAUUGCCAACAUCUAUUAACAAUCAGUUGGAUCAUUCAGCGCUUGAACAGGAAAAUUCUCUGUUAGAAUCAACGAAUAUUGAAGAGACAGUAUUAUUUCUUCGUCAUGAACAAGCUACGCAAACUAGUUCUGAUACGGUAGAAGUUCAAACUCAAUCAAGUCAAACCUUGCCAUUCACACACAGUAUUGUUUAUAACAGUAAACCACAACGACGGUGUUCGACUGGUGUGCUUACUCAACGAACAGAUUUUCGUCGAGCUAACCCGCCGCGUCGAUCAUCGCAACGUUUCGAUUCCAAUGACACAUUCAUAUCUUAUCAGUCGACGAUGAAGCGAAUUUCGAAGGAACUCGACAGAACUAAUCAACGUUUAAACGAAGUUCAAGAUAUUCCAAUUGAAAACAUCGAAGAAAAACUGACUAAACAAUUGGAAGACAAACUCCAGAAUUUAGUCAAUCAACAAUUAGCUUGGCAUGAUUAUGAGAGAAAUACUUUUGUUAGACAAAUACGUGAACUUCGACAAGUUCUCAAUAUGACCCAACAGAACUUAACCAAUAAAAUUUAUCGACUGACGAAAGAAAAUGAUCGAUUACAAGAACGAAUUAAAUCAUUAGAACAUCGAACAGAGAAAAAACAUCCGCAAGUACUCGUGAAAGACAAUACUAAAUGUGGUAAUACAUCAGGCUCAACGUUAGAUAGAUUCGUAUCAAAUGUAUUCAAACAGACAAUAUCUAUCGCGACAAACACGUCCAUGAAUUUCUCAGGUUUUUUUGAGCAUUUAAGUGCGUCGGUUACUAAUUUAGUCGAUUCGCGGUAUGAAUACAUGAAUAUAAGUAAAGAAGUACUGGGACGUGCGUCAACAGCUGAAAAAGUUCAAAUAUCGCUUCGUCAGAGCGUCGAAAGUCUUUCGUCAUCGUUUCGCAAAGCCAGAUCGACUUAUUCUUCAUGGCGUAAAUUACACGUCCAGCAUCGAGAGCCUUAUCCAUGGGGAUGGCCGUGCCGAUACGAUGAACACCGUUGUUAUUCGAAAUUCGAAUCUUCGAUGAAUAAAAUCCGUUCGAUGAAGAACUGGAUGAUCAAAAUGUUCCGAGCAUAA